Molecule: messenger RNA, 323 nt
Organism: Paramecium sonneborni
Lineage: Eukaryota; Ciliophora; Oligohymenophorea; Peniculida; Parameciidae
Source: the annotation of a GenBank genome assembly
CAACUUUAUUGGAUUUCAACACAACCAAAGAUUUAAAUGAUUAGAAAAUUUAAUUCAAAGAAAACCUUGUAUUAAAUUAUAGAGUUGAUAAUGGAUUUAAAAUCAUAUAGGGAAUUUUCAAUUACAGACAUUAGAGAGUGAUAGAACUGUUGAUACAUAUGUCUAAACAUGCAAAUUGACUUUUAUAAAUCAUCUUGAAGUGUGUUUAUAAAAUUACUAACUCUUUUUUAUUCAGUAAACUAAUACAUGAAGCAUUAUGAAAUUUCAACAAAUUAUUAUAUGCAUAAACAAAUAGAUAAUUCAAAUGAGAAUUAAUUCCAUAA